Molecule: messenger RNA, 6487 nt
Organism: Crotalus tigris (Tiger rattlesnake)
Lineage: Eukaryota; Metazoa; Chordata; Lepidosauria; Squamata; Viperidae
Exons: 2
Coding region: 2104-3642 (512 amino acids)
Source: RefSeq, a predicted model, not a curated record
UUAAAAAAAAUAAAAAAAUUUCAAUUAAAAAAAAAACAAUUCUCUAGGGCCCAAAGACUUAGAUCCAAUGAGGCUGACAUAGUUCCCCCCGUCCCAUUGGAGACCCCUAGACCUGAACCUACCUUUGUUUCUUCUCAGAAAAUUCUAAGGUCUUGGUCUCCUCAGGGGGAAACUGAGCAGGUUGGUUCCCCUUGCUCCUCAUCAUCUGCAUCAUCACCAGAUCAUGUUCCGGCUGUGGCGGGCCCUAGUGCCAGGUCUCAGGAGGAUAUCUGGUCUGCUCAAUUUCAGUCCUUUAUGCAAAAUACAUUCACUCAGUUUAUAUCCUCCAAAGGUCAACUGACCUUCCAACCUCUAUCCCAAAAAGGGAGGGCCACUGUUUCCGCCACAGAUGUUUAAGAAACCUCCUCACAGCUGGGAGAGGCGGAGUCGGUGGACCUUGACAUAGCUGACAUGCCCUUGUCGGAAGAUGAAGAGGCUACUCCUGAGCAGACCCCAACUUCAGGUCUCUUUGACCCCUCUCUUCUUAAAUCUCUCCCAAUCAAAGCAAUUACCACCGUUAAUCUAACUUUUGUACAGGAGGAAAAACCUUCUACCAGUCAGGAGGCCAAUCCUCUGUUCGCGAGGAAGGUAGAGGAGGACAAGUACAUUCCUUGCCCAGAGGUUUUCCGCACCUCUGUGGAAGAUCAAUGGUCCUCGCUGGCAGCUCCACCUGUUCCUAACAGCGUAGAAAAGAAGCUGUUUAAUGUUUCUCCUUCAUUUGCCUCACUGUUGGAGGUACCCACUGUUGAUAGUCCUCUGAUCUCACUGUUUUCUACAUCUGCUAUUCCAGGGGACAUGACAGAGGCCCUGAAAGCUGAAGACAAGAAAUUUGAGCUCUCUCUCCGUCAGGCACACCUGGCCUCGGCCUGGGCGGCCGAGGUGGCAACUUCUUCCUCCUUCUUCACCAGGGCUUGCAUCAUGUGGCUUCACGAGCUACAGGCCAGCGUCCCUCCAGAUCAGGUUAGAACACAUCAAACUUUGGCCAAAAUAUUGGCCGCUUCCCAAUACAUGGCAGACGCUUCCUUACACUCAACUAAAUAUUCUGCAAAAUCUAUAGCUGCCACGGUUGCCUCUCUAGGCUCCUAUGGCUGAAACAUUGGAAGACAGACUUGAAGGCUAAAUGGCACCUGUUCACAUCUAAAUACAGUGAGACACUCUUGUUUGGAUCUAUCUUGGAUCCACAUGUUAGCAAGGGUAAGGACAAAUGCAAGAUCUUAGUCCACCCUUCAAAAAAACUGAACAGGAGAGCCCCACAGGAGUUCCGUAGACAAAGUUUCUGUCCCAGCAGCUCCUGGGAGUGGAGACAGCCCUUUUGGCCAGGGCAAUCCUGGGACUGUUCAAGAGGCUUGCGAUCCUUCUACUCCAGACAGGAUCAUUCCCAGGAUCGCCAAAAUACUGGAGCCAAAGGCCAAUUCCAGUCUAAGCGUCCAUUCAGGGUAUCUAGAGGCCAUCCUUACAGGCGGUCCAAGUGAUGCCAGGCAGGACUCUCCCAUUGGGGGUCGGCUGGAAAGGUUCAGCGACGUCUGGGAACUGACCACCUCCGACGCCUGGGUAUUAGAGACCAUCAAGUACGAUCUUACCCUAGAGUUCUAUUCUCCCCCACCAGACCACUUCAUCAGGUGCCCUCUCUCCCGGAACACUACCAAGGCAAACUUGGUAGCCUCAGCCAUUUCGCAUCUGGUAUCAAUUCAAGCCAUAGAACCAGUACCAAGGGACCAGGAAGGGAAGGGGUUUUGCUCCAUUCUCUUCGUGGUUCCAAAGGCCUCAGCAGGGUGGAGGGCAAUACUGGAUCUAAAGGGACUGAAUUAUUUCUUAACCUACAGAAGGUUCAAGAUGUAAUCUCUGAGGUCCAUACUAGCCAGCAUCAGGAAGAGAGACUUCCUCUCUUCAAUAAACCUCACGGAGGCAUACCUAUAUAUUCCGAUUCACCCGCAAUAUCGCAAGUUUCUCAGGUUUUGCUAUGCGCACCGACAUUACCAAUACAGGGCCUUACCCUUCGGUCUAUCCUCAGCUCCAAGGGUCUUCACAAAAAUAUUAGCAGUCAUAGUGGCCCAUCUCAGGCUGAUGCCGGUGCGCGUACAAUGUUACCUGGACGAUAUCCUAGUCCAGUCCAGUUCUCUCCAGACAGCACAGUUAGACAUUCAGACCACAAUACUCACCAUUCAGAAUCACGGAUUCUCCGUGAACUUCAAAAAGAGCCACACCACUCCCAUAAGGAGACUCCAACACCUGGGGGCAAUAAUAGACUCAUCACUCUGCAAGGUAUAUCUUUCUCUGGAGCGUCGAACCAGCAUCAGGAAACUGAUUCGGAAGGACAGGAGGGUGUCUCUGGCACAGCUGUCAAAACUCCUAGGGAAGAUGAUAUCUUGCAUGGGCAUCGUUCCGUGGGCCAGGCUCCACUCCAGGCUCCUACAGUGGUUCCUCCUUCCUUAUCAAAGACAGAACCUCAGUGCUUCCAACAGGAAGGUCACAGUCCCACAUCACACAUUACGGUCUCUACUUUGGUCUCUACUCUGCGAUGACCAAGGGAACCAUAUUCAGAGAGCCGACUCGGGUCACUUUCACAACAGACGCAAGUCUGUUCGGUUGGGGAGCUCACCUGGGGACCCAUCUGGCCCAGGGACAGUGAACCCGCUUGGAUCUCGCCCACAAUAUCAAUUGGCUCGAACUUCGGGCCAUACACCUAACCCUCCUCCAAUUCUCUCCUCUAGUAAAAGGGAAGCAUGUCCUCAUCUUGACCGACAACGUGGCAGCAAAGGCCCACGUCAACAAAGAAGGAGGGACCCGGUCCUGGGAACUUAUGCGCGAAGCAUCGGCUCUGGGUCUUUGGGUGGAGUCAAACUUGGGUUCCAUCAGGGCGGAACAUAUUUCAGGGGAGGCAAAUCGUCAAGCAGACUCUCUGAGCAGAGCCAAGGUGGACCAUGCGGAAUGGCAACUGGAUCUGGCUCUGUUCGAGGAGAUCUCACGGAGAUUCGGGUAGCCGCACCUGGACCUAUUUGCCACCCCGACAAACACACAGCUUCCCAGGUUCUUCUCCAGGUUUCCGACACGGGGAACAGAUGCCCUUCGAUGUCGGUAGCCGGCGCAGCUUUUGUACGCCUUCCCACCACUUCCUCUGAUACCGGCGACCAUACGCAAGCUGAUCCUGGAAGGAGCAGAGGUAAUCUUGAUUGCUCCACAUUGGCCACGGCGUCCGUGGUUUGCCGACCUUGUGGAUCUCUCAAUAUCACCUCUGUGGAGGAUCCCUCCAGACCGAGUGGUCCUCAGCCAGGGCAACCUUCUACAUCCCGACCCGCAGUGGCUACAACUAGCCGCUUGGCAUUUGAACGGGAAGGUAUAGCCAGGCAGUCUUAUUCGUCCGGGGUGAUCUUGAUGAUACAAGCAUCGAGACGCCCUUCGAUGAACAGGAUCUAUGACGCCACAUGGAGAGGAUUCUGCAAGUGGUGUUUUAUACAUAAGUUAGAACCACUCUCGAUCACUAUUCCAAAUAUCCUAGACUAUUUGUUAGAAGGUCUGAAUAAGGGUUUGUCAUCCAGUACUAUCCGCAGGCAACUAGCGGCCCUUUCAACGGUCCUUUCCUGCGACAAUUCCAGCCCCUUGUAGCAACAUCCGGCAAUCAGUGCCUUUCUAAAGGGAGUGGUCAACACCAGACCUCUGGUAGUACAUUGCUAUCCUUCUUGGGAUUUAACCAAGGUGCUGCAGACCUUGACAUCGUCUCCGUUUGAACCUCUCAGUUCAUGUUCUCUCCACUUCUUGUCUUUAAAGGUAGCAUUUCUAGUGGUUAUUACCUCAGCUAGAAGGAUCUCGGAAUUAGCUGCGCUGUCAGUCAGGGAGGAUUUAUGCACCUUCUUCAAGGACAGGGUGGUCCUUAGACUGGACCCCUCAUUCAUUCCAAAGGUUAACACUAUCUUUCACAGAUCUCAGGAGCUAAUCCUCCCCAAUUUCUGUCCCAAUCCUGCGCACAGGUUGGAACGUCAGUGGCAUAAGUUAGACGUAUGCAGGGCUCUGCGUUACUAUGUGAAGCGCACUUCAUCCUUCCAUAAGUCGGAGGCUCUAUUUGUAUCCGUUCAACCUUUGGCCAUGGGGAAGAAAGUUUCUUCCUUGACCAUAGGUAGGUGGAUCAGGGCUUGUAUAACUUGAGCCUAUUCUUCUCAGUCAAUUCCCGUUCCUCCGCACGUUACGGCUCACUCAACAUGCAGUGCUGCUGCGUCGGCCAUGUGGUCCAUGCAGGCUUCGUUGGAGGAGAUUUGCAGAGCUACAACGUGGUCUUCUCCUUUGGCGUUUGUCAGACAUUACUGUGUAGAUGCCUUUGCGGCGGCUGAUGCGGCAUUUGGCAGGUGUGUACUUCAACAGGUUGUUUCUUCUCAAGGUUCACGAGCCUAGACUCUCCCUCCCGAGGAGACAUGAGGGCUUUGGUAUGUCCCAUCCGGUGGAUUCUACAGCCAUCCUGCUGGAGAAGGGGCGUUGUCUUACCUGAAUGCCUUUUCUCAGCAGAAUGAUGUAGAAUCCACACCCUCCCAUGAAGAUAGUCUAGGCAGGUGUACAACAAAUGGAGCCAUUACGUGAAUUCAUCAGAGCUGCUUCGCCUCGUCAAAACUGGGAGUCACACCCAAAGGAGGGGCGUGGGCAAAGUUCUGACUUAGUCUGCUGAGCAGGAAGGCUGUAAUAACCCAUCCGGUGGAUUCUACAUCAUCCUGCUGAGAAAAGGCGUUCAGACUUCAGCAUCUUCUUUUGAGAAGCCUCUUUGGCUUCAGGAAACUUAUCAAGCAGUGAUGAAAAAAAGCAGCAGCGAUAAAUUAUACAAUGAAGAAUCCUCAGAAGAGGAAGAUAUAUUUAAUCGUGCCAACAUCAGGUAUUUUUCUUUCCUUUUUUCCUCUUUGGCAUAUUACAUAUUACAAGAAAGAAACUGACAAAGCAUGAUGAUGAUGAUGAUGGAGAUGAUGAUGGUGAUGAUGCAUUCAUUCAUGUCCAACUCUUGGUGAUUCUAUGGAAAAGGUCUUGCCACAUCUUCCUAUCUUGCACUAUUUGAGUUUCUGUCUGCUUUGGUUGAUGUCAGCUUUGAUGGAGUACGGCCACCAUGUUCUUUGACAGCCUGGGUUCCUUUUACUGCUCACUCUUCCAAAUGUAAUUGCAUUCUCCAGUGAAUUCCCCGCAUGACUAGAGGGAGAAUCGUCCCAUUCUGCAACUUAGAGAACUUUAUAUUUUUCAUUACUAAAUUCUUGAAGAUCACUUGAAGUGCCCAUGAAGGCAACUCAGAAGCUACAACUGGUCCAAAAAGCAACAGCAAAUGCUGGAUUGGAUGUUUCUAGGUUUGCCCAUGUUACACCUCUGUUGUAUGAGCUGUACUGUCUCCCAGUUUCCUUCUGGGUGUAAUUCAAAAUGUGGUUGUCACCUUUAAAUCCCUACAUGGCAGGGAUCAGGAUAUUUGUGGGAUCGCUUCCCCUGACAGUAUCUGCCCAUCCUACCAGAUCAGAUAGGGCAGGUGUGCUCCAGGUCACUUCCCUGGAGUCUUGCAGUCUUUCUAGAGGGAGUUCGGAACUGUGCCUUCACCUGUGGCUGUGCCUACCUUAUGGAAUACUCUCCCCCAAAGGAUUCCACAAGCCUCCCCUCUUUUAGGCUUUUGGAAGGCUGUCAAUUCCUGGGCUUUUACCCGGGCGCAGGGAUGGAGAAUGAAUGUCUGAAAUUGAUGGUGGUACAUCCCAAGGGGAUGACUGAAAAGCCUGGUGUUUGUUCUCAUGUUAUGGUUUUAUUGUUAUGAGCCACCAAGAAUUUUGUUUGGGCAGCCAUCCAAAUAUUUUUUAAUAGAGGUAAAUGUGGCAUUCUACAGAAAUGCUUACUUUCUUCUUUCACUGAAAAACACCCCACAAUUUGGAUGUUGUAUUCAUAUACUUUGUUUAUAGUAUGAAUUAGCUUUUCUGGCUGAGAUUGUCUUCUCUGAACAUGGGCAUACACCAAUGCAGAGUCAAUGUAUGUAAUAUUGUCUUGAAAAUAGAUUUGUUUAUGACCUUCAUGUAGAAGAGCUGUACAUGAAGAAGAAACCAUGCAAGUUGCAAAAAAAUAAUAAUCUUAAACCUUAUUGUUAUACAACAAACUCUGUAAUUUCUGCUCUUCUUUAUUUGUCAAAUCUCGAGAAACCCCUCAACCUCCUCCUGUGGAAAUAACGUAAGUUACUACAUGUAUCACAGAACUAUUACUAAUUUUGUUUUCCUGUUUAAAAGUUUGAGCACCACAGUGAGCCUUCUGAAUUUUUGUUGAAAUGAUUUUAUUAGAAAUCCUUAGAGUGCUGUUUACAACACAACUGAGUAACUGAGCAGAGUCCAAAACUUUGGAAGAACACUUAAGGUAUUUCGUUGAAGUUUUUAAUUUUAAAUAUAUUAGAUAUUUUAGACUACAUAUUAAAGGGUUUAUCCUCUGCAAUAAUGUAUUUUAUUUUUCAAAGAUAGCUACA